ACCGAAAGCAAUGUUGGGAGGGCACCCAGGGCCCAUAUGUUUUGAAUGAUCGAUCGCCAAAUCUGAUUAAAGGGCCGUCUGCGGGUGAGAGAUGCAUGUACUCAAAAUAUAGACGGGAGUAAGUAGGGUUAGCUGCAGCGAGGCCAUCUGUGUGUGUGUGCAUGGCGUGGAAGGGAUUACCAGCUGCAUUUUCUGUUGUGACACCUGGGUGUGUGUGAAGGACACCCACAAAGGGAAGAGGAAAGCGUUUGCAGAGAGAGGAGGGAUGGAAUGCCUUAAAAUGGGUUUCAGUGAAGCGUGAGCUUGGCCAAGGUUGGGAUAUUUCAAAGCUGGAGAGCGGUCGGAGGAAGGGAAGAAGAUUGCUGUUAAAAAGGGGGUGAGGUUUCUAACAGAGGAGAAAUAGGAGAGACAAUGGGAUGGAUUUUGAUUUCCAUACAAUGAGAAUGUGGGAGGACAAGCAGCCAGGGGUAGGGGAGGUUGGCAGAUGGAACCCUUAGGAUGCUUCUGUGGCCUGGGAUUGAUUUACGGCAAUAAAUCGUGCACCAUGCCUCCAAUCACCUUCCAGGACCUUCCACUAAACAUCUACAUGGUGAUAUUUGGGACUGGAAUCUUCGUGUUUGUGCUCAGCCUGAUAUUCUGCUGUUACUUUAUCAGUAAACUGCGACAUCAAGCGCAGAACGAGAGAUUUGGAUAUAAAGAGGUUAUAAUCAGAGGAGACGCUAAAAAGCUGAAUUUGCAUGGGCAGACUUGUGCCGUUUGCUUAGAAGAUUUCAAGACUAAGGAGGAGCUGGGGGUGUUACCGUGCAAACACGCCUUCCACAGGAAGUGUCUGGUGAAGUGGCUGGAGAUCCGCUGUGUGUGUCCCAUGUGCAAUAAGCCGAUCGCUGGAGGAGCUGAACAGCAGCAGGCUAUAGGCACUCUCCUGGAUGAAUUGGUUUGACACAAGACAAACAAACACAGGCGAAAACAAAAGAGGUUUGGGGGAAGCCAAGAUUUUCUAUUUUUUUACCUUUGCGAUUUGUCAGCUGACUGACUGACUGACUGAAGCCGUGAGCAUUUUGUGGCACCGCAUCGACUGUGUGUCUGUCACUGCAGCAACGCACGCACACCCAGCAAUGUACCUCUUUCCUUCACAUCCUCCCAACGAGAGUCAGUGACUGGGGUGGCUGGGGUUCAAUGGUAUGUCUCUGCUUAAGCUUUUUAUUAUGAGCAACACUUAAAAGUCACAGAACAUUGACGUGGCCACUGUCCGCACAUAAUGUGAGCCCUGAACACACAGACACAAAACACACGGUAUACACACGUCACAUUGCAUGUACACAUACAUACCCACACACUUCUUUUGGUCCGACGGUUGUCUGACACAUGCGGAAACCCAUCAGUAUCCAAACCCAACUGGACAUGUGAGUAUUACACCUUUUACCCACUGACAUGUACACACAACUACACAGUCCUGUACACAAACUGUAUGAUCCUUCCUGAACACUCAGUGACUGAAAAGACCACAUACAUAGAUCUCUGCUGAUGCAGUCAAACGCUAACCAAAAUCUCAGAGAGGCCAGUGAAUGGUGAAGCUGCUUUAAGUAACUACUUCGAGGAGAGAGGCUGCAGUGCAUGGAAUGCUGUUAUGGAUCAUGUUCCUCUGAUAUCCAAUUACAGCACUUAUACAUUACCCACAGGAGCACCAGAGCCAAAUGCUUUGUGAGCACCAAUAUGUUAACAAACU
Callorhinchus milii (elephant shark) is the source of this 1726-nucleotide messenger RNA. RefSeq names its product ring finger protein 122 (gene rnf122). The transcript is spliced from 6 exons. NCBI's taxonomy places the organism in Eukaryota, Metazoa, Chordata, Chondrichthyes, Chimaeriformes, Callorhinchidae. Bases 485 to 940 code for a protein of 151 amino acids. The record is from RefSeq and is a predicted model, not a curated record.